Messenger RNA from Cynara cardunculus var. scolymus (artichoke), 1121 nucleotides. Its product is annotated as phosphoglycerate mutase-like protein AT74H. The transcript is spliced from 2 exons. NCBI's taxonomy places the organism in Eukaryota, Viridiplantae, Streptophyta, Magnoliopsida, Asterales, Asteraceae. Gene Ontology annotation, molecular function: phosphatase activity. The coding region runs from base 18 to 893 and encodes 291 amino acids. The record is from RefSeq and is a predicted model, not a curated record.
GAUUCACAUCUCAGAGAAUGAUAAAUCAGGAAGGAAGUGACCGCCAUAAAUUCCUUCCCAAGAGAAUAAUUUUGGUGCGUCACGGCGAAAGCGAAGGAAAUCGAGACGGUUCAGCCUACUCCACAAUUCCCGAUCACAAGAUCGAACUUACCCAACAAGGCAUAGCACAAGCAAAACAUGCCGGAGCCCAGAUCCGCAGUGUAUUAUCCGAUUCCGAUGGUCUUCUCGACAAUUGGAAGGUCUACUUCUAUGUAUCACCCUACACACGAACACGUUCGACGCUCCGGGAGAUUGCAAGGUCGUUCCCGAGGAAGUGCGUGAAUGGGGUUAGAGAAGAAUGUAGAAUUAGGGAACAGGAUUUUGGGAAUUUUCAGGUUACCGAGAAGAUGAACGUUAUUAAGGAUACUAGACAGAAGUUUGGUAGAUUUUUCUAUCGAUUUCCUGAGGGCGAGUCUGCAGCGGACGUUUACGAUCGUGUUUCUAGUUUUCUGGAAUCUUUAUGGAGAGACAUAGACAUGAACCGGCUCCACCACGACCCUUCAAAGGACCUAAACCUCAUCAUAGUCUCACACGGGCUCGCAUCACGGGUCUUUUUGAUGAAGUGGUUCAAGUGGACGGUCGAGCAAUUCGAGUAUUUACACAACUUUAGCAACUGUGAGUUCCGAGUCAUGCAGUUAGGCAUGGGUGGUGAGUACAGCCUAGCCAUUUACCAUUCCGAUGAAGAGAUGCAGAAAUGGGGAAUGUCGCCGGAAAUGAUCACGGGGCAGAAAUGGCGGGCCCACACUACAACGGGCGCUUUAGAGAAAAUUCCAUGGUAUCUUGACGUUUUCUUGGAUCAUGUGACCGAUGAUGGCAAUGACAAGGAUAACAGUGUGGACAAGAAUGGUUCUUGAAAGUCGCUACAGCUUUAGCCAACAUGUAAGAAGAUGGUCAGAAUGUUUGUUGACAGUGUACUUGGCACUCAGUGGUGGUAUGCACCAUCUCCAUCUAGUCUUGAUAUACAUUCCCACAGCAAUUUUGGUGUCAAUUAUUCGUUUCUUGUAACGAUUGGUAUUAUACGUAUUUAAAUAAAAAUGUAUAUGUAUCGAUUAAAUGUUUAAAGUAUUGUUUACUAGAUGAAU